UAAAUAAGAAUUUGUUCUUAACUUAACUAGUUAAAAUAUAUAUAUUUAAUUUACUCUGUCUGGGGUGGAAAGCUACUCUGUCUGAGGUGCGAACCCACAACCUUCUGGUCCGUUGCCAUCUAAUGCUUUCACGACGAAGAACAGUCGGAUCUGGUCUGACCAAGAAGUCACUUUGUUUUUAAUUAUUAUUUUGGUGUCGGGAGAGUCACUUUUUUUGCUUUGCGUUCGGGAAGGUAAUAUAUAUUUUGCUGACGGGAGUUUCCAGUUUCAUUGAAAAGAAAUACGGUUUUCUCAAUGUAACUCUAAUUUUAAAUAACGUUGACUCCCUAACUUUGAAAUGUGGUUGUUGUGUAGCCUAACGGUGAAGACUUGUUGCCUUUUUGACGUGUAGUUCUAUGAGUUUGUAUCCAAGAUUACAUUUGACUUCUUUUCCAGACGUCCCACGGAGUACAUUCACUUCAAUAAAUACCUCCUCCGUGGUUUGGGACCAGUUUCCCCGUGGUCUUUUACACGGGAUAACACCGCUCUCCUCCAAGAGGAACGACAUUGCUGCUGGCUAGCAACCCUCUCACGCCCCCUGAACUGAUGGUUAGCUAACCGGCUAGCUAGUUUAAUGUUGUUUAUUCUCUCAAACGAUGUUCAGGUACCAUCCCAAAAACAUAUACUUAUAAGAAUAAGCUAUCUGGAAAAUAUGACAAAAGUUGUGUGGGAUAGUAUUUACACCAGUCAGCUCGUUCAGAAACUUCCUGGAGUUACUUCCUCGCUGGUGGAUUUUCGGGUGGCUCAACCGAAAAAGUGAAUAGAUAGCGCCACCUACUGUUUAGACGCGCAGGGAUCAAGACUCUUGAUCUAAAAAUAACUCUUUACAAAUAUCCUUGAAAUUCCAUCCAAGAUUAUACAUUUUAACAACUGGACGAUUAUAGCUGCCCGAGGACACAAUAAAACUGUUUACAUGUUUACACAUUUUCCCAUCUUUUCUGUAACCCAACGGUCACUGUCUCUUUUCCUAAAGAGUGCCCCAGUCUAAACAUGGGUUGGAUUUUCUGUGCUAAUCUCCUAAUUCGAUUACUUCACACGUCCUUGUGUUUAAAAUACAUUCCGUUUAGACUCGCGGAGGACAGAGAAAGGCUGACUAUUUAAUUUACACUCAAAGAGUUACCAGGGAACGUUUUUCAACACACCUGCUGCCAAGGAUGGCUCUCUUGAUUCUGACAUUGGUCACUUUACCCUGUGUUGGCUGUGUCUAUGGACAAGAAAGUUACGCAGGUGAAAACGUCACCCGUAUUCUGGACCGACUACUAGAUGGAUAUGACAACUGGUUGCGACCAGGAUCCGGAGGUAUGGUCACAGAGGUGAAAACAGAUAUCUUUGUCACCAGCUUUGGCCCAGUGUCAGAUGUGGAAAUGGAGUACACCAUCGACAUGUUCUUCCGACAGACCUGGGUGGACGAGAGGCUGAAGUACGACGGCGCCGUGGAGAUCCUGCGUCUCAACAACAAGAUGGUGGAUAAAAUCUGGACACCCGACACGUUCUUCAGGAACUCCAGGAAGUCCAUCGCCCACAACAUGACCACUCCCAACAAGCUGUUCCGCAUCAUGCAGAACGGGACCGUCCUCUAUACCAUGAGGUAACCUGAGCCCCGAGCCCCUCCUCCCUGGACCCUCCUGCAGAACCUCUUCACCAUGAGGUAGUCCCUCCUCCCUGGACCCUCCUGUAGAACCUCUUCCCCAUGAGGUAGUCCCUCCUCCCUGGACCCUCCUGUAGAACCUCCUGUAGAACCUCUUCACCAUGAGGUAGCCCCUCCUCCCUGGACCCUCCUGUGGAACCUCUUCCCCAUGAGGUAGCCCCUCCUCCCUGGACCCUCCUGUAGAACCUCUUCACCAUGAGGUAGCCCCUCCUCCCUGGACCCUCCUGUAGAACCUCUUCACCAUGAGGUAGCCCCUCCUCCCUGGACCCUCCUGUAGAACCUCUUCACCAUGAGGUAGCCCCUCCUCCCUGGACCCUCCAGUAGAACCUCAUCACCAUGAGGUAGCCCCUCCUCCCUGGACCCUCCUGUAGAACCUCUUCACCAUGAGGUAGCCCCUCCUCCCUGGACCCUCCUGUAGAACCUCAUCACCAUGAGGUAGUCUCUCCUCCCUGGACCCUCCUGUAGAACCUCUUCAACAUGAGGUAGCCCCUCCUCCCUGGACCCUCCUGUAGAACCUCUUCACCAUGAGGUAGCCCCUCCUCCCUGGACCCUCCAGUAGAACCUCAUCACCAUGAGGUAGCCCCUCCUCCCUGGACCCUCCUGUAGAACCUCUUCCCCAUGAGGUAGUCCCUCCUCCCUGGACCCUCCUGUAGAACCUCAUCACCAUGAGGUAGCCCCUUCUCCCUGGACCCUCCUGUAGAACCUCUUCAACAUGAGGUAGCCCCUCCUCCCUGGACCCUCCUGUAUAACCUCUUCACCAUGAGGUAGCCCCUCCUCCCUGGACCCUCCAGUAGAACCUCAUCACCAUGAGGUAGCCCCUCCUCCCUGGACCCCCCUGUAGAACCUCUUCACCAUGAGGUAGCCCCUCCUCCCUGGACCCUCCAGUAGAACCUCAUCACCAUGAGGUAGUCCCUCCUCCCUGGACCCUCCUGUAGAACCUCUUCAACAUGAGGUAGCCCCUCCUCCCUGGACCCUCCUGUAGAACCUCAUCACCAUGAGGUAGCCCCUUCUCCCUGGACCCUCCUGUAGAACCUCUUCAACAUGAGGUAGCCCCUCCUCCCUGGACCCUCUUCACCAUGAGGUAGUCCCUCCUCCCUGGACCCUCCUGUAGAACCUCUUCACCAUUAGGUAGCCCCUCCUCCAUGGACCCUCCUGUAGAACCUCUUCACCAUGAGGUAGCCCCUUCUCCCUGGACCCUCCUGUAGAACCUCUUCAACAUGAGGUAGCCCCUCCUCCCUGGACCCUCCUGUAGAACCUCCUGUAGAACCUCUUCAACAUGAGGUAGCCCCUUCUCCCUGGACCCUCCUGUAGAACCUCUUCAACAUGAGGUAGCCCCUCCUCCCUGGAACCUCUUCACCAUGAGGUAGCCCCUCCUCCCUGGACCCUCCUGUAGAACCUCAUCACCAUGAGGUAGCCCCUCCUCCCUGGAACCUCUUCACCAUGAGGUAGUCCCUCCUCCCUGGACCCUCCUGUAGAACCUCUUCAACAUGAGGUAGCCCCUCCUCCCUGGACCCUCCUGUAGAACCUCUUCACCAUGAGGUAGCCCCUCCUCCCUGGACCCUCCUGUAGAACGUCUUCAACAUGAGGUAGCCCCUUCUCCCUGGACCCUCCUGUAGAACGUCUUCAACAUGAGGUAGCCCCUUCUCCCUGGACCCUCCUGUAGAACCUCUUCAACAUGAGGUAGCCCCUUCUCCCUGGACCCUCCUGUAGAACCUCUUCAACGUGAGACUAACCAUCGUUGCUGAGUGUCCCAUGAGGCUCAUGGACUUCCCUAUGGACGGACAUAUAUGUCCUCUGCGGUUCGGCAGCUAUGGGUACACGAACAGUGAGAUCACCUUUACCUGGAGGAAGGGUCUGGAAGCUUCUGUAGACUGUCCUCAGGAGUCUAUCAGUCUGCUACAGUAUGACCUGGUGGGACAGAGGUUAUCCACGGAGACGUUCAAGUCCA
Oncorhynchus mykiss (rainbow trout) is the source of this 3635-nucleotide messenger RNA. NCBI's taxonomy places the organism in Eukaryota, Metazoa, Chordata, Actinopteri, Salmoniformes, Salmonidae. The record is from RefSeq and is a predicted model, not a curated record.